Aureobasidium uvarum is the source of this 1053-nucleotide messenger RNA. NCBI's taxonomy places the organism in Eukaryota, Fungi, Ascomycota, Dothideomycetes, Dothideales, Saccotheciaceae. The record is from the annotation of a GenBank genome assembly.
AUGUCAUCGGAAAAGUCGCGUCAACACCACGAUGGCAGCAGCGGCCGCGCCUUUACCGUCGACCAAAAGGCCGCCGUCGUCCGCGUCCGCAAAUGCAGUCCCACCGCCUUCUACGACAUCCUCGGUCUCGAAUCAGUAAAGACGACCGCCACAGAAUCAGACAUCAAANAAGCAUACCGCAAGCUCAGUCUGCUCACACAUCCCGACAAGAAUGGUUACGAUGGCGCAGACGAGGCUUUCAAGAUGGUUGCUCGCGCUUUCGCUGUGCUGAGUGAUUCGGACAAGAAGGCCAAGUUUGAUCGCUUUGGAGGAGAUCCUGAUAGCAGGUUUCAGGGUGCGAGCGCUAGUUCGGCGAGUCCCUUCUCUGGCGGUGGUGCUACGAGGAGGGGUCCUGGUGCUGGCAUGUUUGACGAUGAGAUUAGUCCUGAAGAUCUGUUCCGUCAGUUCUUUGGCGGCGGCGGCAUGGGCAUGGGCGGUGGUGGCUUUGGAGGCGGUCCCUUUGGAGGUGGCCUUUUCGACGGCCCAGGCUUUGUCUUCAACAUGGGCGGAGGCCCCGGUGUACGUGUCCACCAAUUCGGCGGCGGCGCACCGCGACGACGACCCCAAGCGGCCAGAGACCCCAAUCAACCACCUCCGUCUCUCCUGCAGUCGCUACAAUCUCUCCUCCCGCUACUCCUCCUCUUCAUCUUCNCCCUUCUCUCCGGCCUCUUCUCUGGCGGCAGCACACCCUCAGGUCCUUCUGUUCGCUUAGACCCCGUAUCGCCCUACACUAUGCAACGCGUUUCCUCCGGCUUCGGAAUCAACUACUACGUCGACCCGCGCGAAGUCUCCGACCUCACGAAUCGAAAAUGGAAAGAGUUGGAUAAGAGGGCGGACACACAAUAUGUCCACAAACUGUCCAACGAGUGCGAGGUGCAACAGCAGAGGAGGCAGCAGAUGUUCCAGCAGGCUCAGGGUUUCUUCUUCGCCGAUCAGGUCAAGCUGCAAGAAGCCAGGAGGUACCAAAUGCCUUCUUGUACGAGGUUGAAUGAAUUGGGCUACAGGACUUCUUGA